This is a messenger RNA of Thecamonas trahens ATCC 50062, 900 nucleotides long. RefSeq names its product trans-aconitate 2-methyltransferase. Gene Ontology annotation, molecular function: trans-aconitate 2-methyltransferase activity. NCBI's taxonomy places the organism in Eukaryota, Apusomonadida, Apusomonadidae. The transcript has a single exon. The coding region runs from base 1 to 900 and encodes 299 amino acids. The record is from RefSeq and is a predicted model, not a curated record.
AUGUCCAACCCCUGGAACCCGGCGCGCUACCUCGCCUUUAACUCUGCCCGUCUCCGCCCCGCUCUCGACCUCCUUGCCUUUGCCUCGUCGUUCGUGCCCUCGGCGGCGUCGGCAGCUUCGGCGGCGUCAGCAGCCUCGGCAGCCUCGGCAGCCUCGAUACCGCUGGUGGUUGAUCUCGGAUGCGGCGCCGGCAACCUCUUCCCUUACCUUGCUGACGCCUUUCCCUCCUCUUCCAUCCUGGGCGUCGACUCUUCGCCCGAGAUGUUGGCCGCCGCCGAUGCGUCAGCUGCAGACCUCGACCACUCGGCUGGCAUCACCACCGUCCUCGGCACCAUCGAGGACUUUGUCCCGCCGACACCCGCCGCCCUGGUCUUCUCUAACGCUGCUCUCCACUGGCUCUCGCCAGAGAGCCAUGCCUCGGCCCUGGCGCGCCUUGCCUCGCCGGACGUUCUUGCGCCAUCGGGCGUCCUCGCCAUUCAGAUGCCCGACACCCGUGUCCAGCCGUCGCACAUGCUCAUGACCAAGGUUCUCGCUCGCGAGCUUGAAGCCCACCCGGAGCUGGACCUUGAUCUUGACUCGCCAGCGCUUGCUGUCCCUACCGUCGCCCACGAUCACACCGCCUACUACGCCAUCCUCGACAACGCAGGCCUCAGCCCGCACCUCUGGUCCACAGAGUACGUCCAGGUUCUCGACGGUGAUGACCCCGUGUACAGGUUUACCCGCGAGACCGGCCUCAAGCCGAUUCUCUCCGCGCUUGCCGCUGCCGACCCGUCUGGAACCGCGCAAGCACGAUACGAGGACGCGUACAGGACCGCCCUCCGCGCCGCGUACCCGCCGCUGCCCGAUGGGCAGACGCUCUUCCCGUUCCGGCGGAUGUUUAUGGUUGGCGUGCGCAAGUAG